Molecule: messenger RNA, 4581 nt
Organism: Sphaerodactylus townsendi
Lineage: Eukaryota; Metazoa; Chordata; Lepidosauria; Squamata; Sphaerodactylidae
Gene: ENGASE
Product: endo-beta-N-acetylglucosaminidase
Exons: 14
Coding region: 583-2670 (695 amino acids)
Biological process (GO): protein deglycosylation
Cellular component (GO): cytoplasm
Molecular function (GO): mannosyl-glycoprotein endo-beta-N-acetylglucosaminidase activity
Source: RefSeq, a predicted model, not a curated record
GGCAUCCAUAGCAAAGCUCUUUCAUUUCGAAUUGUUCCCUAGUAUUGGGCUAAAACUUGUAUACUGAGGGUUGAAUGAAGCACAUGAAUGGACAGAGCAUACAGUGGAGAGGAUGGUGUUGCUGGACAGCUUGUGUGUGUAUGUGUGGCAGGGGAAAUGACAGCCAGCACUUCUGAGGAGUACCAUGGGUACAAGUGUAGCUGUACAUCCUUGUCCAAACAGAGGAGAAUGUAACCUGGUCUCCAUCUUCUCUGUUCAGCAUCUCUCUGCCCCUCUAGGGCCAGCCUAUACAGAUUAGUAGGCUGGGCGGUGCCUCCACACGAGUUGUUUCUAAUGAGAUGUGGAGACAACAAGGAAAGAACUCUUGUUGAACAAGGUGCUGUGUUGAUACCGACUUUGACUCACCCUGCAGUAUUGGAAGUAACUCUUCAAGCUUUCUCUGGCUCAGUUGGCAACAUUAAGACCUGCCUCUGCCUGGAAGUACUUAUGUAAGAUCACACUGGAAUAACUCUGCAUGAUGUCACGGUGUGCCAGGAUGGGAAGCCUUGCUGAUGGUGCUGAAUUUUAAGCUUGCAGCUGGGUAUGGAGAGCCAAAGAACUUCCGUUCUCCACAGAGUGGUCAGUUUUGCCCCCGAUCCUCUCCCUGCUAGGCAGUAUGACAGACACACCACCGAGCCAAUCAGCUUCUACCUCUCGGGCUUGGAGGAGCUCCUGUCUUGGAAAUCCACUUCUGAUGAUGCUUUCAACAUAUCAAUUGAGCCAUUAGCUAAACGAAAGCCUCUGCUUGACAGCAACAGGCCCCGUACGCUGGUGUGCCAUGACAUGAAGGGAGGCUACCUUGAAGACAGAUUCAUCCAGGGAUCAGAGGUCAAUGACCCUUUUGUGUUCUACCAUUGGCGCUAUAUUGACAUCUUUGUCUACUUCAGCCAUCACACAGUUACCAUUCCACCAGUAGUCUGGACCAACGCUGCUCAUCGCAAUGGUGUCCUUAUGCUGGGGACUUUCAUCACAGAGUGGACGGAUGGUGCCAAGAUCUGCGAAUCGUUUCUGGCAGGCGAGGAGGAAGCGUAUCGCUCUGUGGCUGAACAGCUGGCUGCGAUUGCACAGUUCUAUCAAUUUGAUGGCUGGCUGGUCAACAUUGAGAAUACUUUGAGUGCGGCAGCUGCACGGAACAUGCCACACUUUUUGCGACACCUGACAGACCGGGUGCACCAAGCUGUGCCAGGAGGAAAGGUGGUGUGGUAUGACAGUGUCCUGAGGAACGGAGAACUCAGCUGGCAGAACGAACUCAAUGAUAAAAACCAGGUUUACUUUGAUGCUUGUGACGGUUUCUUUACUAAUUACAACUGGAAGGAGGAGCAACUGCUGCAAACGAGAGACAUGGCAGGCGAGCGUCGGUGUGACGUCUACGUGGGGGUGGAUGUGUUCGGCCGUGGUGAUGUUGUAGGUGGCGGCUUUGAUUCUAACAAGUCUCUACGCCUGGUUCGUCACCAUGGCCUUUCUGUGGCUAUCUUUGCACCUGGCUGGGUGUAUGAGCACUUGGGCGCUACGGACUUCCUGCACAACGAGAACAAAUUCUGGGGCAUGCUGUCUGAAUGGCUUCCUACUCAUAGUAUUGACUCCCUUCCCUUUGGUACCAGGUUCAGUCUAGGCAUGGGUAAGAAGCACUUCAACAAUGGACAGGAGAAUGGGACCAAACCGUGGUACAACUUGAGUGCUCAGGAGGCCCAGCCCCUCUACACAAACCACCGGGUGCCUACUGGUGGCUGGCUGCGGACCCGCUGCUGCUUGGAGGAUGCUUGGAGUGGGGGUAGUUCCCUGGUGCUGGAGGGGGCAAUCCCACCCAGCGCUAAGCAUGUCACAGCAAGGCUGUUUUCCUUUCAGAUGCCGGCACCUCGUAGACUGUACCUUGUCUUAAUUUAUAAAUGUGAAGGUCCAUCUCAAGCAGUGACCGUUGCACCGGAGCUGACAACACAGGAGUCACACACCUGUUAUAACCUUGAUUUAUCUGCUCGAUCUGCAGAACCAACCCGGCAUAAACCCUCACGCCUCCUCACGCCUCCCCCCCACCUGGCCCAGUUGAUGAGAGGUUGUGGACAGCAGGGGGAUCCUGGUUGGCAGGGCCGAUGCUAUGAGCUGGAGCUCCAGAACUGUAUCCUGCACGAGCUUUCAGUUGCUGUCUCCCGUCAGCACAGAGGCCAGGAUGAAGUGCCCUUCACCUACCGCCUGGGUGAAAUCUGGGUGCUGGAUGCUGCCCACCUGCGCUCAUCGCUACCUGCUGCUACUGGCGGUCUAAUGUCAUCCAUUGAAGUGGCUCAUGUCCAGUGGCAUCGCCCUUCCUCGGAGGAGCUCUCUGUCAGCCUCACCUUGCACUGGACCUAUCCUCCUAGCGAAGCCAAGUGCUUUCGUGUGCACUACCGCAGCGGGUCGUGUGUUCAAAAUCCCGAACCCCCUCUGAUCCAGAUUGGGGAAGCUCAUGCAACCUGUUACCGCAUGACUGGUCUGCGGGUGCCCGACGUUCACUCUGAGGCUUCCUGCCACUUGGAGUUCCUUGUGGAGCCAGUGCUCCAUGAUGGGAUACGGGUAGCUGCUGCCAUGUGGGGAAAACUCCUCUUUGUAUACUCUAACCCAAAGCUGCCCAGCACUGGUGGCACUCCCAAUCCUCGGUAAAUUAACUUACCCGCCAGACUCUAAAAUAAAAAGAGUAAGAUCCUGUCUCAGAGCUGUGAUAUGAGGGGGCCUCUUAAGUGGUGAGAUGGUUGGGCAAGCAGUAUUAUUCCUGUUCUCCAGCUUCAGAAUUGCAGCUGUUUGGCCCUGACACCGUGUACCCAAAGAUACCUUCUGAUUGUGUCACUGUUCUAGUGCUAUAGUUAUCCUAUACCAGGAUAAUGAUUUUCAGGGAAAUAAACCCUGACAAAGAGUGUUACACUAUACUUUGGAGUCAGGGUGCAGAAUUACACGCAAUUUGACCACAUUCAGAACAAAAAGGGGAGUCUUCUUGUAAACUUGUGUGUUGCUCAGGAAAAUGCAUGUCCAUCUUCAGCCUACAUCUUAAGAUGUCUGUUAUUCCUGCAAAGGUAAUUCUGUUGGUGCAGGAGAACAUUGCAACAUUGUGUUGAAUAUUUUUUUUUGCCCCUCUGAUGGGCAGAAGGCUGUCCUGCUUCUGAAGGAGUGCUGCUCCAGCAUCCGAUCACCUUCGAGAAGGAGGAUGAAAUGUUGGCGGGAACAUAGGGGAAGGGGAGUUUUGUUCAGCCUCAGGGAGAGAGCAGUGGCAACUCAGGAAAAAGAGCAGACAGACUGAAGGGUAGCUCUGCCAGGUGGUGUGGCAGAGUGGUUUUACUUUCUCUCUGGGAGAGAAGAGACUGCUCAAUUGUUAAGCCUGUCUCUGGUGAUGAGCAGACCUUGAACCUUUUAGUCUGACUUGGGGGGAGGGGGGGCGGGAGGAUAGGCUGGUGUGGGUCGAACCCUGUGUGUGAGACAGGACCCAGCCUACUGACAAGUCAGUAAAAAUCUGUUUGUGCCUAAAAGCAUAUUAGAAAAUCCAACUAUUCUGUGAAAUCAUAGCCAGUUAAAAUUUUUGUGCCUCAGCCAGGUUUCUAUUUUGUCUACCUGGUGGCCAGUGCUGCUGGUUUGUUCCUUUUAAGGCAACCAAUAAAUAAAUGCAUCUUCUUAAUUGCUUAUGUAUUAAUCCAGCCUCAGUGAUCUUAAUAAUCUUCUUGUCCAUCACAGUGAACCCAAAGCCUAUACACCUGUAGAACAUCUGGAAACUGAGGGGAAGGUUUAUAGUUCAAAUUGAAUCUUGAUCCCAAAAUCUUGAAGAGUACUGUGUGCUUCCCCUCAGAAGGAACAAAAUGUUUGUCACAGCCCCCAAAAUGUUAAGACUUUUCAGUCAUGACCUUCAGUUAGUUGUUUUUCUCUUUGUUGUCCCAUUAUGAUCAGAAGAGGGAAGUGCUGGCACUCUUGGGUGGUUUCAGAUGGGCAAUCGUGUUGGUCCACAGUAGAAAUGCAAGAUUCAAGACUAUAGCACUUUAAAGACCACAAGAUUUCUGCGGUAUAAGCUUGGAUGUUCUUACACAGUUGAGUGCAGCCCUGCUCUUUCCUCACUUUAUAAAAUCACUUUUCAUUCAAUUUUACAAAAUCAGAAACAGACAGUAUAGGAAAAUUAAUAAUUGUUCUGUAGGUGUCUGUUGUUACUAUGAAUUCAUUCUGAACCACAGAGCUCAGGCUGGCAAAUGGUUUUUCCCUUCUCCCAUGUUUGCUGUACAACAGGGGUCUGCAACCUGCGGCUCUCCAGAUGUUCAUGGACUACAAAUCCCAUCAGCCCCUGCCAGCAUGGCCAAUUGACCCUUGCCGUACAACCACCUUAGGAGUGAUUGACUUAAGUGAGCUUUAUGACAGCAAGGUUCUAAAAACAGGUCUCCCUCAUACAGAACUCCACUUACAAUUGAAAUUCUCAGCCACAGCCCAUGAAAUCAACAUUUUUUCAUAAACUUAUGCAACUUUACAAAUUAUAGCUGUGUUGAAAUUUUUGUCAUUUUGCUACUUUACUUCUCUGCAGCAGCUAAUAAAUUCAUGAUGAAA